This is a messenger RNA of Porites evermanni, 8087 nucleotides long. NCBI's taxonomy places the organism in Eukaryota, Metazoa, Cnidaria, Anthozoa, Scleractinia, Poritidae. The record is from the annotation of a GenBank genome assembly.
AUGGCUCGUCUCAACCGUGAAGAUAGAAAUUUUACAGGUUCGUUGCCGGACUUGAAAGCUUCCGUAAAAGCCACUGAACACCAGACAAAGGUCAUAGACAAGAAAAUAUUAGUUGCCGAAACUCAUUUUCCUAAGCUCGCUGCAAUGCUUCAACGGUACGCCGUAGGGACAGCAAAAUUACGAAACAAAGGUGACGAGCUGGCGAAAACAAUAACAGCAUAUGCUGAGGAAGAAUCGCCUUCAUUGAAACAAGGGCUUAUUGGUUUAGCUGAGUGUCUGUCCGCGAUACAGGAUCAAAGAGACAAAGAAGUCAGCCGUAUUGAGGAGAAACUCGUUCAAGGGUUCAGUGUAUACGAUACUAAGUGUAAACAAGCAAGGAAUGAUGUUAGAGUAAGUUCGUCGCUUUCCUCGAGGGAAGUAAAGUCGUUCGAAAGCCUUGAAAAAGCGCAAAUGAAAUCAACGGACCGAACACGGAUCGCCCGAGCACAAGCUGAGUUCCAAAAAGCAUCUGGCGAAGCGAAUCGUUCCCUGCGGGUUUUGCGUGAGCAAAUGAACGAAUUCGAAAGCCAAAAAAUGCGGGAUGUCAGGCAGAUUUUAUCGGAUUUUGUAGUCGGUGAAAUGGAAUUAAUAGCUCGCUCUAUGGAACUGUAUACUCGGGCUUAUCAAGGAUUAAUGAACAUUAGCGAAGAGGACGAUUUGAAUGAGUUCAACAAAUCCAUGACUUUUAAACCACCCCAAUGGGGUUCACUACCCGUUCUAUCCGGACGUUAUGGUAAAGGAACAUCCAUGGACAAUGUUUUAGAGGAGGUCGAAGACGAAAGCGAUACUGAUAUGAAUCGCACAAUGUAAAAUUUUUGUUUCGAAAAUAAUGAUAAUUAUGCACAUAAAUUUCGAUUCAAAAUAUGUUAGUACAGUCAAACUCCGUUAAUACAGACCCUGAGGACCCGGAGUGGUCAAUUGAUAAAAAUCGGUAUCGAUAAAAAUCGAUAGCAAUCAUGUGAUUUUUAUCGAUUGAUGACGGAAAUCGGUGAAAAUCGAAAAAGUAAAUCGCUGUGUCAAAUCGAUAUUAUCGAAUAUUCAUGAUUUUAACGAUUUAUAACGGAAGUCCGUCAUUGUAGUUUACUGGUAUAAGUUAAGUAGUACAGCUGAGAAAAGACAUCCAACUGAUCAACAAACAUGAAAAUGAGAAAUGUGGAAACUAUACACACAAGUUUCUCUCUAAAACCCUUUAUUUUGUACAUAAUAACAAAAACGGUUUUCCUAGACAGAUUUUCACCCUAUUGGGUACUCCGGGAUGUAACUAUACCCGGAACUACAGGCGGAAGAUCUAAACUGUGAAAAACUGAGCGCCUACAAACCUCCGGGCCAAUAUCAGCCAUCAUAGGAAGAUUUUAAAUCUGGUUUUCAAGAAAAGAUAAGAUUUUUAGGAUUUUUUUUAAAAGUGAUAAUUGUUUGAUCCUUCGACUCUCAAUUGCAACUCAACUGUCAACAAAUUUACUGCUUGCAUGUAAUCAGUUUUCAUAUUUGGAUGAACAGAUGAACAGAUGUAUAUUCCGAUAUAAAUCGAUGAAAUCGGUAAAAUCAAGAUAAAUCGAUAAACGAAACGAGCGUAUCAUCGAUUUCUCACAAUCGAUAUCAAUCAAAUCAGAUUUACAGAUUUUUAUCGAUUGACUACUCCGGGAUUAAGAGGCCAUCGACAGUGUCCGUAUUAAGUGGGUCAUGUUGUUAAAGUGAACAAACACCUUUACUCACUGUUACUUAAAACAAAAUUCUAAGGAAAUAAAAAGGACUCCUUUUAAUAAGCAUCGUCACGUUAGACAUCUCUAACCUUCAAAAAGCCGUAAUUUGCGGAUUAAAUUCACGGAAACACUUAAAAACACGCUCGUCUAUACAUUACUGUGCGUUCUCUGCAUAACUCGUUUGAUGCCAAAAGUCUGAAAUUGACGUCUACAAUUCAAAUCAUCCGCGUAGUGGUGUAUGGUAGGGCUAGGAUUAUCGACAUCCUGUCAACUGAAGGUUUUUUUGACCUUCAGAAAGGAAAGGCCUAUUACAGAACAGUUUAUAAGUGUUCGCAUUAGCGAGGUUGACUUUCUAUGAGAAUCUGUUGAUUGGGACAGAAAAAGUGUCCUUUGUCCGCAUCAUAACGGGUGUCCGUAUUAAGGGGUUCUUUCCCCAGGGACAAAGCAAACUGUCCGUAGACGAGGUGUCCGUAAAGCGGGGUUCGACUUUUCACUUUGAUGUUAAAAUUAAAUUGUUUUGUUUUUUUAAAUAUGAAAUUUAUUGAUGUACAUCAGUGUGAUAUUGAUUCAGAGGUGAAACUGUAUUAGAGGCAACGUAUACUGUCUAUACCACUGUAUACUUAAUCACAAAACAUGGUGAUCAUAAAAUGACUACAUUUUAUUAAGAUGUUUAUUGUUUUUAUUAAAGAUCACUUUAAGAUUUUUAGAACAACCCAAAACACGAGGGAAGUGGGUAGAACUUACUGCUCUCCAAAGUUAGUUGCUAUAUUUCAGGCUUGUUGUUCUAAUUUUACCAGGCAGGGGCACCCAACGACCGAAUGUUUCCAAAUUCGUCAGAAGUGUCUCAGAUGGUUUUCUCUAUGCUUUAGAAGCCUGUUUGGUUAAUUUGGAGUUGCCCUAAAAACCUUUUAUCUCUUCCGAUGUCUUAGGGGAACUUUGGUUGUCACGAAAGUUUUAGGUGGCUUUUUCGUCUGAUCCGAAAGUGUCAGCUACCCUUAUGGGUCUGGUCGAAAGUUCGAGGAUAUGAAGUAGCCUUGCUUUCAUUAGGAAAUUAUAGGGGACGUUUUGUCUUUAUACCGAAAGUUUUAGAAGACCUUUUUUAAACAAUAAUCGCAAUACUUUGGUAUUAAAAUGUGAAUAACACAACCUCUGAAAAUCGUGGUUUAGCUAUCACAAAACCUCCGAAUAUUUUAGACUUAUGGAACGGUUAUCCAGAAAUUUUUAGCUUUUCUCAAACUUUAGAAAUUUCAAGGCAAUAUUUGCUCCUUUUCACAGAAAAAAAUCGCUGGGUGCCCCUGACCAGGCACCUUAUUGAUAUUAGCAUUUUAUGCUGAUGAGGUGGGUUACCCUGGCUGAAGAACAUUUAUUAUUAUUGAAACGUGUCCGUACUUGUAGUGACCAAACGACAAAGACAGCCAUAGUUGAUAUAGUUAUUACAACACAUACUUUUACAACUGAAACAUGACAAUUCAUCCAACUUUACAGCCUCCCCCAAAAUCGUUCCCCGCCCUCAAAAUAGAUUUGACAUUCACCCCCGGUUAGAGUUGGUACAUAUGAAACCAGGAUGGCCGCCAUAACGCAAAGUGCUCGAUCCCGACGCUAGUACUGAAAACAAGAGGGAAUGAGCUAUGAAAUAUUCCUGGAAGAAGAGAAAAAAUAUCUUGAACAUUUGCAUGAACAACUGAAGCCAGCCGCUUAUUUAGGUUUCUCAUUUCGCCCGUGAUAACUUUUCUCUUUGCUUUCACGGUGUGUCAGUAUUCAAUAUUCGUUACUUUAAAUGAGGCUACCAGCCGUAAGAAAAUCUCAAUUUUUAAUCUCAAAGUGAAAGUUUGACUCUAAUACUGCAAUCUCUUUGUAAAUGAAAUUCUUUCCAAAAUUAUGAGCGGAACGCGCCGAUAAAAAACAUGUCAUUAAACCUUCAGCGCGCCUUCAACAGCUGUCAAACUUCGAAUGUUUAACUGUGGAAAAAUAGGGAACUGUGAACAGCCUAUGCAACUACAUGCAUUUUCAUUUUUCAUAAAAUGACUAAAAAUAAUUAAUAUGUUUAUUGUUAUUGAAACGAUUUCGUAGGUAAUUGUAGGUGACCAACGACAAAAACAGCACAUAGUUAUUAAACACCUGCCACUUUAUUGCUGCUUUAAUUUCGCAGGUCUUUAAUCUCGCGGUUUUCGCGAUUGUUAAAAAGUCGCGAAAUUAAACGCGCGCAAAAGUUAAUACCCAUAUAAAAAAAUUCGACAAACAAUUGACAUGUAAUAGCAACGAUAUGUACCGACAAACACAAAUUGCUUUCUGGUUUUGCUGGUAAGCUCCAUUGUUUAUCUUCCGUUGUGAAAUGACGGUAGUUUGAGAAGAUUUUCACACAUUGCUUGUUCCAGUUUAUCUAUUUCUUUUUAAAGGUUCAGACUUUUUAAAAAAGGAAAAUGAAGAGGUGAACGCUUAAAUCGCGAAAUUUAAUGCCCUUUUGUCAUGUUUACCUGUUAAAUUCGCGAAAACAAGACCCCAAAACAGCACAUAAUUAUUUUUUAUUCUUCUAUACAAAGAAACCUAUCAUAUGAAAUGAUUGUCCCUAUCACUAAACAGAGGCUUAAAAAGCCAGCGAAGAAAAAUAAACUGCUUGUUCAUGAUUAAAAACUCUAUAAUGAUGUAGAUUGAUGUCUCUAUUCAAAUUGUAUUUUGUUGUCUAUAUUUUAGGCACAUCGUGCAACUACUGACGGCCUCGUGUUUAUCAAAUAUUCCAAAUUUGUUAGCGGACAGUUGCAUAAAAAACAUUUCCUCGAGAUAAUUAUUGUGUUUUAAAUUGAGGUAAUUUACUUCAAUUAAAGCUAAAGAAGCGAUUGGUGAUAUUUUAUGAAGUAACUGGUGAUUUUGCGCCAUAGACCAUAAAUACAUGUCUAAAUUUUCCUGUUUCACUUUUACGAUUGAAACUUUUAACCGACAAUGGAAGAAACAUGAACCAUAAGGAAGCAAAGAAAUUGCUAACAGUUCAAGACUAAAUUCAGGCCCGUAGGAACGAAUUUGAAAGUGAGAGGGCACGAAAAAAAAUUAGCCCUAACAACAUAUUUUUUAAAAUCGAAAGCGGAAUUGCCUUGUGUUAUUAACUCAGUAUUUUCGACGGUAAAGUGGUAGUCUUUGUUUUUUUUUCAAUUUUCGCCCAAAAGGUGGGGGAAGGGGGGGGGGGGUGAACGGGCCUACUUGACCCCCCUACUCCUACGGGCCUGAGAUUCAUGUAAAAAAGUGACAAGACAAGAGGUAAAAGAAUGCCUUUCCAGCCCUCACAUUUCAACAAGACAAUGUCAAACAACACAGAUUCCGAUCGUGACCCACCAAGUACAGACGAAGGAAAUGUUAAACUUGGCUUUUACAUUGCUUUUCUUAUCUUAGGUUUUGGAGGUAACAGUUUGGUUAUAACAGUGAUGUCAAGGAAGAAACAGAAACGUUCGAUUCCCAGACUUUUUAUUCUGAAUCUUGCUAUUUCCGAUUUAAGCUUCAUUAUGAUAGCUACACCAAUAAACAUCUACUCUUACAUCAGUACAAUUUACCAAAACUCGUAUUAUUGUCGACUUUUAACACCUCUGCUGACAAUCUUCUAUUUCGUGAGCAUCUUUACCAUUUUUUCCAUGGCGGUGCAUUGCUGUAGGUUGAUUACUAACCCCUAUAGACCUAAGAUGAGGAUGCAAAAUGUAUAUAUUUGGAUCGCUGCCAUCUGGUUUUCUUCCUUGAUAAUAGUCCUUCCCUUAUCAGUCGUCUCUGAAGCUAACAACGGGAUCUGCUACGAGAACUGGCCGUCCAUAAAUUACCGAAAAGAGUACACCAUUGCUCUCUUCAUUCUACAAUUUGUGAUACCUUUGUUUAUCAUUGGUGUUGCGUACGGUAGGAUUGGUAUAGAUCUCAGGCGAUCGACCGUUCCUCAAAGCUCCUUACCCGCACUUAAGAGAAAAAAGAAAACAUCCAAGUUAUCAAAACACUAGCCAUGAUUGUGAUCGUGUUCGUGAUUUGUUUGCUGCCUGGACAAAUCGCCUGGCUUUCGCUUGAUUUUGGAGGUCAAAAGGAAUCAGAGAUCACACAAACGGUCUUUAAAUUGGCAGAUAUCCUUGACAUUCUGCAUUCAUAAAUCCCAUUGUUUACGGACUAUCAAAUAAACGUUUCCGAAGAGAGUGCAUACAACACUUUUUUGACUACUUUCCAUGUGGCUCGAAGUAGGUAAGCCCGAAACGUUGUAAGGGACGCGUCAAUUCAUUUAUGACACUGUGAAAUGUGCGCUUUUUUGUUUCAUACCUCAGUUGCAAGGUGUAGCCCACAACUUUACCGUAGGUGUUCAUCAAUUUGCCCUUCAAUACAAAAAAAAUUCCCGUCCUCUAGUAAAUUUUUUAAAGACCGCUAAGAGAGUAAAAUCUCUACUGAGUAACUUGUGUACUUCUUAACAAGAAAAAAAUGAGGCUAUGUUCAUUUCUUGAUGAAAUUAAGACACAAGCCAAGUUAUAGAACAAGGAUCAUGUCUACAGGGCAAACUGCGGUACAAGACCAUCUAAAGAUUAGCUAGAAUGAGUUGUAGAAUUGUAGAAUUGAACUUUAUACUGUACAAUGUAAAACGCAUACGGACAAGCUUGAAGUUUCCUCUUUCUCAAUGUAGGAUAAAAUAAGACUUGUAAGAAACAUUUUUUUAAAAUAUGAUAGCCAUGCUGUACAUUCAGGAUGAUACAACCUACCAAGACUAUGUAUUAAUGCAUUAUUACUGUAUUAUUGUAUUGUGACUUGAAAAUUGACGGCUUCAUGAUUUCUUCCAAUUUUGCGGUGCAUGAAAGCGAGGCUAGUCAUCAGGUCUCAAGAGUUUUGUUUCGAUUCCGCGUCUUAGCGAUUGACUCAAUCGAUACGGUUUGCUUCGAGUUGUUGUGUGCUUGAGAGCCAUUAAAAAAGGAGAUUUUACUCCAGCAUUUUCAGUAAUUUUUAGGGAGUUAUUAUAACUCCAAAAAUGGAGUAAAAAUUUUAGGUGCAGGAGAACCCCUUUUUUGGGGUUAUUUUAACUCCUCAAUAUUAACUCCUAAUUUGGGGUGAUUUUUACUCCUGAAAAAAAGUUCUUUAAACUCCUUUUUGGAGUUAAAAUAACCCCCCCAAAAAUAACUGACAUAUGAUCAGUAAUCAGGAUAUGGCUUCAGAUUUAGCUGGGGGGGCGUGUUUGAGGACUAGUCAAAAGUGUUCGAACGACAUAAAGGCUUCGGCUUCGGAAAAUGUCGCGUACAUGUGCCAAGUCUUACGCUCCUGUGGUAAAUUGAAGAUCAAUCAGUCAUGGCAUACGCGUGUGUCAUAGAAUGCGUCAUUCUUGGAUACUUCUUAUUAAAAUGAACACUCAAUACUUAGGUCAGGUUCAACUAUCAAAACCAUAAACUGAAAAGGCAUGUAAGUUUCAAAAAUUUAGACUUGGCCUAACAAUACGCUAUUUGAUGCUCAAACGCUUCAGACAGGUUGGAUUAAUGCUGUUCAAUGUUAGCCAGCAUAGUUGAUUGCGAUUGCAUUGGUAUAUAAUAUGUAAAGCUAGUCACCCAAACAAUCACGGAAACUCCACAGCGAUAAUUCUGAACGCAGCUAUAUCACUGAAGUUUCAAAUGACCACCAUCAGCUCAGUUUAUUACGAAUAUCUCAUCAAAAACAUAAUCCCGUGUGUAACUGACAGCAGUUACGAUUAAAAAGCAAAUGAAGAAUGCUCCUGUAUAUUGUUAGUUCGCUUCACGGUAUAAAUAAAUUCCACUUAUCACUUAUUAAUGACUGAAACCGCAUUUAAAGGAAAAAAAACCUCCGGACAAUGAAAAAAAAGCACAUAACAGUAUCAUUAGGAGUAUAAAGUAAAUUAUUCAUGUUUUUUAACCGACAAAAAAUGGAAACCGCCUAUCAUUUACCGUCCAAAAACAAAACAAUAAUUAACUGAGGGAUUCGGUCAUCAUCAUAAACAACAACGAAUUUCUCUCGAACGUUAGAGAUCAUGAUGUAACGAUCGUUUUGAUUUGUAAGGACCCAUUUAGAAUCAAAAGCUUGGGGGAAAUGGAGCCUGAGGAACUCGUGUUUAAUUUUGACAGCACUGCGAAAAUGGACGCAAGUGACGAAGAGAUUGUAAAGAUGGCACUAAAGCAAGUUGAAAGAACUAUGAAAGAUCUCAGUGAAAGAUCAUCACAAGGAUACGCGAUUGGAUAUGAACUAGGAUACAUAAAGGGUGUACUGGAACAUGUGCUUAAAACAAUAGCAGACUCACAGAACAAGGAGGCUUAUAUGAAAGGAUAUGUGAAUGGUUAUAUCCAAGGAAUGCUGUACUCAUUCAAACAAGGGGACUUAGAGAGAGAAAAAUUCAACUUUCAUUAA